Molecule: messenger RNA, 486 nt
Organism: Papaver somniferum (opium poppy)
Lineage: Eukaryota; Viridiplantae; Streptophyta; Magnoliopsida; Ranunculales; Papaveraceae
Product: putative F-box protein At3g49980
Exons: 2
Coding region: 1-486 (161 amino acids)
Source: RefSeq, a predicted model, not a curated record
AUGGACGACUACAAGUUGGUAAGUGUUAAUCUAAAUCCAGAUAGUGACAAGAGUCAUGCAGUCCAAGUUUAUUCUUUAAAAUCAAACUCAUGGAAAAGCUUGCAACCAAUCAACACGUACGUGUUUGAUUUUAAUAAAUCUCGGUUGCUGUUUAAUGGAGCUCUUCAUUGGUUAACAAAAAAGGUGAUGGUCUCAUUUAAUAUCAGUGAAGAGAGAUUUGAAGAAAUGCAACUACCAAUGCCACUAAAAUCGCUUCUUGAGAUGGUUGGACUGUUGAAAGGGCGCCCCGGUGUAUUUGGUCUUAAUGAAAAAAAUAAUUUAGAACUAUGGGCAAUGCAAGAUCAUGGAGUUCCAGAAUCUUGGACUAAACUUUACAGCAUUCGGCCGUUUCAGACAACCUCUAUGAAUUUUAUCGGGUCUUUAAGGAAUGGUACCUCUGUUUUAGUGUUACAUAUGAAACUGGGUAUUGACAAGCUAGCUAGGUAG